Messenger RNA from Anolis sagrei ordinatus, 4163 nucleotides. RefSeq lists its product as uncharacterized. Gene Ontology annotation, molecular function: histone H3T3 kinase activity; ATP binding. Gene Ontology annotation, biological process: mitotic cell cycle; protein phosphorylation; intracellular signal transduction. Gene Ontology annotation, cellular component: nucleus; cytoplasm. NCBI's taxonomy places the organism in Eukaryota, Metazoa, Chordata, Lepidosauria, Squamata, Anolidae. The record is from RefSeq and is a predicted model, not a curated record.
AAACCUUUUCCUCUAUGGACUGAUGAAAAGAUAAGCUCUGUGAUUGGGCUUCGAACGGCACCCGGAAGUGACGUCUCGAGAAGCCAUAUUGGAUUGGCCGCGCUCUCUUUCCGUCCUCGCCUCCGGAUUGGCUGAGGGCGGAGCUCUCGCGAGGGCGAGAGUUGGGGUUGUUUGAAAUGGCGGCGGGCGCUUGAGGCGGAAGGAAGGGCGAGAAGGGCUGCGUAUCCCCUCUCCACAUGGAGCGUCCCCGGCUGCUGAGGACCUACACGGGCCUGAAGGGGAGUAGGCCAGGCUUGAGGGCCCGUCCAGCCCUGGAGUGGUUCCCCCCGGCCUCCCUUGGAGGAGGAGACCUGGGAGAAGACCGGAAGCGGAUCUUCAGCUCCAGCGCCUCCUCAGCAGGGGCCUCCUUCGAGGAUCCGGAUUUCCCGCCUCCAGAGAAGGAGAGGCGGAAGGGAAGGCCUCCGAGGACGAGGAAAGAGAGAGCCAGGCCUCCCAGGAAGGGGAAGAAGAGGGCCAGGCCUCCCAGGAAGAAGGAGGAGGAGGAGGAGGAAGGGAAGGGCCCCAAGGAGAACCUGGUGCCACCAACACCCUUGCGCAGGAACAUCACUCUCCGGAGGAAGGCCCAGCCGAGGCGGCCUCCCUCGCCCCUUCCGGCCCACGGAGAGGCCCCCCUCCUCUGCAGCACGCCCCAAACCGCGGCCAGGGCUCCUCCCGGAGAAGGGCCGGGCCUUUGGGACGCCUUCUACGGCUUCCAGAAGGAAGACGGCCCUCCCGACCACGACAGCGAGGCUUCCUCCUUCUUCGACGAGGAGGACGAAGACAACGAGAAGGACCUUUGCGCAGAAGCACCCUUCUACAGGGAACGUCGUCCCUCAGCAGAAGUGUCCCCAAAGGAUUCUGCUACGCAGCCAUACUCUUCAAGGCACCACCAAGAGGACUCUCCACCAUUUCAGAGUCACUCCACCACUCCAUCAAAUGACAUCUGGAGCAAGCAGGAGAAGGACCUUUGUGCAGAAGCACCCUUCUACGGGGAACGUCAUCCCUCAGCGCAAAAGCAAAGGGAUUCAGCUACGCGGCCACAGUCCUCAAGGCACCACCGAGAGGACCCUCCGCCAUUUCAGAGUCACCCCACCAAGCGAGCAAACAUCCGGAGCAAGCAGGAGAAGGACCGUUGCGCAGAAGCACCCCUCUAUGCCCAAGAACACAGUCAUCCCUCUGCAUUGCUGAGCACAGGGGAAGCGUCCUCGAGGCGAUGGGAAGGCUCUGUAGCUGAUUCGCCAUUCCAACACUGCUCCACAGAGCAACUUAGUGACACUUGGAGCAAGGAGGAGGCAUCCCUGAGACACUGGGAAGACCAAAGUGAUUCAGCUGCGCAGCCUCGAGACAUUUGGAGCAAGAAGGCAUCCCUGAGGAACUGGGAAUACCAAAGUGAUUCAGCUGCGCAGCCUCGAGACAUUUGGAGGAAGGAAAAACCAUCCCUGAGGCACCGGGAAGACCGAAGUGAUGCAGCUGCACAGCCUCAAGACAUUUGGAGGAAGGAGAAAACAUCCUUGAGGCACCAGGAAUACCAAAGUGAUUCUUUUGCACAGCCACAGUCCCCGAGGCACCAUCAGGAUGACUCUCUGGCCGAUCCUCCAUUUCAAAAUAACUCUCUGCAGCCUCAGGAUAUCUGGAGUAAGGAGAAAACGUCCUCAAGGCGCCGGGAAGACGAAAGUGACUCUUCUGCACAGUCACAACCCUCAAGAUCACCAGACUGGGCCACAGCAACGCCUGGCAGGGGGACAGCGUCCUCGGGGCAACAGGAAGACUUUGUAGCUUCGGUCCAAGACCAAACGACGGCUGUGCCACUAAAGACUGAGGCGUGCCCUUCAAAGGGAGCUUGCCAGCUGCAGGCCCGAUUCAGCGAUGGCAAGCUUGCCCUUUCCUUGCCGAGAGAGCACGCACCUCUUGCCCAGAAGAGACAGCGGAUGAAGAAGGCACCGACUGAGCUGGGCAGCACUUCCUCUGAAGAGUUGGGUGAGGGCAGGAUUGACGGGAAGAGCCCUCUUCUCCAGCCUAUAGUGGUAUUAGACAAUCAAGCCGUUCCCAAUUGGUUGGCUAGCAAGUGUUAUGAAGAGCGGGUGUUGGAUUGCCAUUCCGAGAAGAUAGAAGAUGCUUCCCGGCCCAGAUCUCCCUGCAACCUGCCUGCCAGGAGCACCCGUCGGGCGCCCCCCGUUUGCAAUACAGCAACAACUGGGAGGAAGGCGUGUAUCAGUGGUUUCAGUUCCAAGCGGUGGGGUCAACAAAAGAAACCCAAAGAGCGGCACGGAAAGAAGAAGCAGCAGGUGGAGCAAUCCCUGCAGAAUCAAGUGGAUGACGACAACAACAACAACCUGGCGUUGUCAUUUCUGUCUCCCGAAUCCUCGUUUCAGAAUUCCGCUCUGUGGCGGAGGAUCCGAGCCACUUUCUCCUUCCAUAAGAAGAAGAAAAUCCUCUCCGAGUCGGAGAGUUUCAUCGGCAGCAGCAUCGGGGCGGGCGGCUCCUUCCGCCUUUAUGGGAACGAAACCCCGCAGAGCCCUUUCACCCAAAGGAUGAGCUAUUCAAUUUGCCCUUCCUCCUCCAUGGUCCUGCUGUCACCGUUCUCCGUGUCGCAAGUGAUGCCGACGGACGCGGAAAAGGUGUACGGGGAAUGCCAGCAGAAGGGGCCCAUCUCCUUCGAAGAGUGCCUCCCUCUCCGGACGAUGCGCAAGUGCGAGAAAAUCGGGGAAGGCGUCUUUGGGGAAGUCUUCCGGGCCGAGGGCGAGCGGGGAGCCGUGGCCUUGAAGAUCAUCCCCAUCGAAGGCGCCGAGAGGGUCAACGGCGAGCCCCAGAAGACCUUUGGCGAGAUUCUCCCGGAGAUUAUAAUUUCCAAGGAGCUCAGCCUCUUGGCGGAGGAUGGCGAGGAGGAGAACCAGGUGUCGGGAUUCAUCCGGCUGCAUUCCGUCCACUGCGUGCAGGGCGCUUACCCCGAGGCGCUCCUGGACGCGUGGGACGAAUUCCACCGGCGCCGCACCUCCGAGAACGACCGGCCGGACUUUUUCGAGGCUCGCCAGCUCUUCAUGGUGCUGGAGUUCGAGGACGGAGGCACCGACUUGGAGAACAUGCGCAAGCGGAAGCUGGGCUCGGUGGCCACCGCGAAGAGCGUCCUGCAACAAGUGGCGGCCUCGCUGGCCGUGGCGGAGGAGGCUCUGCGCUUCGAGCACCGCGACCUCCACUGGGGGAACGUGCUUGUCAAGAGCACCGCCCGGAAGGAAGUGAGCGUCAGGUUGAAGGGCGAGACGCUCGCUUUCCCCACGUGCGGCAUCCUGGUCAGCAUCAUUGACUACACCUUCUCCCGGCUGGAGCGGGACGGGCUGACGGUCUACUGCGACCUCUCCACCGACGAGGAGGUCUUCCAAGGCCGAGGCGACUACCAGUUCGACGUCUACCGCCAAAUGAGAGAGGAGAACGGCAAUGAGUGGGCCGACUACUUCCCGCACAGCAACAUCUUGUGGCUCCACUACUUGGCGGAGAAACUCUUGACGGAGGUCACCUACAAGACGAAGCCAACGUCUCCCGCCUUGAAGCGCUUGCAGAAGGAGCUCAAGAGCUUCUCCGGGGAGCUUCUCGGCUUCCAGUCUGCCGGGGAUCUCUUGAAGGGAAGCCCGUUCUUCCAAUGAUAUAAGCCCCCACAACUCCCUCUUAAUGUGCCGAAGCAGGAAGAGAGCUUGUGUACUCUCUUCUGUUGUGUUGAUUUGCGUUAGGUCUUCUUAUCUUUCCGUUUUCACCUUGCCGGGCCGUUGCAAAUGCAUAACCUGGUCUCAGCAGAGUGAUAAACAACCAUUACUGUUGAUGUCACGCUGAUCAGGAAGCUUGAUUGUUCCUCGCAACCGCUUCCCAGCAAAUGAGCUUUGGGAGGCUCACAUCGUCAGCAAUGGUCCGAAAACGAUUCUGCCAGACUUUAGAUCAGAAUGCUAGUCGCAAAUAUCCCUCUAUUAAAUAUAUUCCUCUAUUAAAAUAUAUUUUGUAAGUACUGUACGCUUGAUUUUGUAUAAUCAGGCCUCACUGAUGGGCAGUGCUGCCCUCGGCAUCGUUUGCGUUUCCGAUGUCGAACGUAUUGUGUUGUAUAUUAAUAAAAAUUAAUAAAGAUUUCUAUGAUUCCUAUG